This is a messenger RNA of Exaiptasia diaphana, 532 nucleotides long. RefSeq names its product uromodulin-like. The record is from RefSeq and is a predicted model, not a curated record. The transcript is spliced from 3 exons. Bases 8 to 532 code for a protein of 174 amino acids. Lineage: Eukaryota; Metazoa; Cnidaria; Anthozoa; Actiniaria; Aiptasiidae.
UCCAAAGAUGGCAAAKUUCAAAAGAGCUGUUUUUACAGCAUUUAUACUUUUCAGGACGAUAUAUUGUCAUGCAAUAGACCCCUGYACUAACCACAAAGUUAUAAACGAUGUCUACCGCAGUACUAAGUAUCAGUUGCAGCCAGGAUUUGCAGCCAUAUGCGACGACAAACUUACGACUGGGUGGUAUAGAUUCAAGAGCAUUGUUGGUGGAAUGAUGCCGGAAACAAAACCCUCACCUAACCAUUGUGGGACUGUUGCACCUAUCUGGAUCAGGGAUACUCACCCAACAACGAAAGACCAAGAAAAAGUAGUGACGGCUUGUAUAAAUAUUCGAAAUAUGCUGGAUGGGUGUUUCUUGCGAGAGUCGAUUUCUGUCAAAAACUGUGGUGGUUUUUAUGUCUACAAUCUUAAGAGAAUUCUUGGGUGCCCAGCAGCUUAUUGUGCAUGUGACAAGAUGCCAUGCCCUAAAGGACAGGUUGGAAUUGUUCCGAAUUGUUCGGUUUCCAUCAUUGCACAUUUCCCUUCUUCGUAA